AUGAGCGGCUCCAGCGAGAACAGAUGGCGGGGUGGACCCAGUCGUCAGGCGUCACAGCGCAACUCGAACAAUCGUGAUAAAACAGGAGGACAAGCAAGCGCACGUGAUAACAAUGCUGCUUGGAGCGCAUCCAACCCUCCACAGGAACAACACGUCCCCGUACGAGGCUUCAACACCGCAGAGGUUAAGAAUAUUCUGAAGAAGGGAUCUGCAGAGGGCAAAUCAACACUUUACAAACCUAUUUCUAAGGAUGGUCCUAAGGACGGUUCUAAGGACGGUUCUAACCAGCGAUCCGCUGCCUGGGGCCCCAAGGCGCAAAACAUGGCAAACGGGAGGGACUUCUUCUUGGAGCUUCGAAAACAGAUUGCUGCGCUGCAGCGAACCGGCCCCCCUGUCGGCGGCUAA
Messenger RNA from Penicillium paradoxum, 405 nucleotides. RefSeq lists its product as uncharacterized. Bases 1 to 405 code for a protein of 134 amino acids. The record is from RefSeq and is a predicted model, not a curated record. The transcript has 5 exons. NCBI's taxonomy places the organism in Eukaryota, Fungi, Ascomycota, Eurotiomycetes, Eurotiales, Aspergillaceae.